AUGAAGAAUAAGGAGGAGCUGAUGAAGGAGAAAGCCGAGCGUGCUAAAAGGGAUCGCGAGGAGCGCGCAAUGCGCGUGAAAAUGAACAAUAAGAAGAAGGAGGAGGAAGCGAUGGAGAAGCUGCGAAUUAUAAAAAUGCGCGAGCAGCAAAUUGAAGCGCUGAAGCAGCAGCAACGGAUGCCGCCACGCGCCAUCUCAAAGUCGCCCUGCCGCACUAGAGGAUAUUACAAUCGUAUGCAGAAGCAGCCGAUGAUUCGCGCUGUGUCCUCUCAGGAUAUUGCUGGGAUUGUAGUUGGACCGUCUGAUCAGAAAGAAGAGCGUUUUCGUGGCAAACGAGGACGCAGUGGUGGCGAGAAACAAGAUGUUGCUAACAAACGACAAAAGUACGAUGGAUCAGGGCCCAGCGGAACAAAGAGUAGCGUUGCUCGGAAAACGCGCUCCAAGACACCGCAGACGACUGUAACCACAGUGACUGUAGGCGUGGAUGCUCGAGAAGCCAUGGCGAAUAAAGAAGCGAGUAUGAAUUCGCUGCAGUUUGAAGAGGCGCAAAAUGAAGAAGCAGUGCAGACAGGAUGGAGUCUGCGCAGUAAGAUUGAUUCACUGGAUGAAAUGGGAAAGAUUGCAGAAAAAAAUGAUAUCACACCGACGGAAGUGAUGAAGUCAACGCCAUGUCCUCCACGAAAGAAAUCCACCGGCAUUCUUGCGUUCGGUGUUGUGGUAGAAAAAUUCGACUGGAUAAUAUCAAUAAUAAUAGCGCAGCUAGUGGUCUCUGGGGAAGCCGUCUACUUGCACACAGCAGAAAUGAUAAUUCUUCAGUGGCGCGUACCUGGGCACGAAUACGUGGAACUGUUGUUCGCAAUGCGAUUUCAUACAAAUGCGACUUGUGCUAUGUGA
Molecule: messenger RNA, 894 nt
Organism: Gongylonema pulchrum
Lineage: Eukaryota; Metazoa; Nematoda; Chromadorea; Rhabditida; Gongylonematidae
Source: the annotation of a GenBank genome assembly